Molecule: messenger RNA, 1058 nt
Organism: Pieris rapae (cabbage white)
Lineage: Eukaryota; Metazoa; Arthropoda; Insecta; Lepidoptera; Pieridae
Product: alpha-ketoglutarate-dependent dioxygenase alkB homolog 6
Exons: 2
Coding region: 336-1016 (226 amino acids)
Source: RefSeq, a predicted model, not a curated record
UCAUAAUUAACAUGGUGGCUUGUUUUGAUGUCUCAUUAGUCAUUACAAAAUACAACCUUCAGAGUUAAGACUUCAGGCUUUAAAUAUAUAAACAUAAGAAUAAAGAAAUAUACCCAAUCUGUGACUGUGUAUAUACUUUCAUACGUUUAUAAAUUAUUGAAAGUUUAUUCUUUCGUAGCUAAACUUUGUUUAUAACUAAAAACAAUUCUAACAAGUUACCUGUGUUUACAUAUUUAUUAUUAUUAUACCUUAACGAGUGUAUAUAGUAUAAACCCCGGAUUUGAUUCAAAAAUUUUUAGACUACCCGUUUCGAUCAAAAGACCUCUAAAAUUGCGAUGCACGAUACUACCUUUUUAUUAGGCCACCGAAUACAAGGAGUUGAUGCAACUGCAUACUAUGUAUCAGAUUUCAUAACAGAGGCAGAAGAGAAAAAUAUUUUAAGUAAUGUAUAUGGUGUUCCGAAGCCAAAGUGGACACAACUGUCAAAUAGAAGACUACAAAAUUGGGGUGGAAUCCCCCAUAACAAAGGCAUGAUUGCUGAAAAUAUUCCAAUGUGGCUUAACAAUUACCUUCUAAAAAUCGACAAAUUAAAUGUAAUGAAUGGAAAUAAGCCUAAUCAUAUAUUGGUAAAUGAAUAUACUCCAGGACAAGGCAUCUUGCCCCACCUUGAUGGAUUUUUAUUUUACCCAACAAUCACUACAAUAUCUCUAGCCUCACAUACUAUUUUGAAUUUUUAUGAACCAAUUUCUAAUCAUUCAAACAUUUUAAAACCAAAAUUUUCAUUUCUUUUAGAGCCCAGAAGUUUAUUGAUUCUACAAGAUAAAUUGUUUAGCCAUUAUUUGCAUGGCAUAGAAGAUAUUCAUGAAGAUAUAAUUACUGACUCAAUAUUAAAUUUAAAUAUGUGUUCUAGUAAAUAUUACAAAGAAAAGAAAAUUAUACGAGAAACUAGGAUAUCAUUGACAAUAAGACAUGUUCCAAAAACAACUAGAUUUAAGAUUAAUAUUGGAAAACAAUAGAAAUGUGAAAGAUAUGAAAGUAAUAAAUUUAUAACUACUAAA